Messenger RNA from Puma concolor (puma), 747 nucleotides. The record is from RefSeq and is a predicted model, not a curated record. NCBI's taxonomy places the organism in Eukaryota, Metazoa, Chordata, Mammalia, Carnivora, Felidae.
AUGUACAACCUGAGUAACGACCACACAGGUGACUUCACCCUUUUGGGCAUCCCUGGCCUCGGGCAGUACCACGUCUGGAUCAGCAUCCCCUUCUGCUUUAUCUAUCUCGUGGCCAUUGUGGGCAAUAGUAUCCUUCUCUACCUCAUUGCUGUGGAACAUAGUCUUCAUGCACCCAUGUUCUUUUUCCUUUCCAUGCUGGCCAUGACAGAUCUGAUACUGUCUACCACUUGUGUCCCCAAAACCCUUACCAUCUUCUGGCUUGGUCCCCAGAAAAUCAGUUUUCCUGGUUGUCUGACCCAGUUAUUCUUUCUGCACUGCAGCUUUGUCCUAGAUUCAGCCAUCCUGAUGGCCAUGGCAUUUGACCGCUACGUGGCUGACAUCUCCGUCAACAUCUGGUAUGGCUUUGGUGUCCCCAUCAUGACGGUCAUCUCAGAUGUGAUUCUCAUUGCCGUUUCUUACAGCCUCAUCCUCCGUGCCGUCUUCCGCCUCCCCUCCCGGGAUGCCCGCCACAAAGCCCUUGGCACGUGUGGUUCCCAUGUCUGUGUCAUCCUCAUGUUUUAUACACCCGCCUUUUUCUCCAUCCUUGCCCAUCGCUUUGGGCACAAUGUCUCCCGCACUUUCCACAUCCUGUUUGCCAACCUCUACAUAGUUAUUCCCCCUGCACUCAACCCCAUUGUCUAUGGAGUGAAGACCAAGCAGAUCCGAGAUAAGGUCAUACUUUUGUUUUCCACCAAGGCUACGGAAUGA